Messenger RNA from Vicia villosa (hairy vetch), 2320 nucleotides. Its product is annotated as CDK5RAP1-like protein. The record is from RefSeq and is a predicted model, not a curated record. Bases 132 to 1937 code for a protein of 601 amino acids. Gene Ontology annotation, biological process: tRNA modification; negative regulation of cyclin-dependent protein serine/threonine kinase activity. Gene Ontology annotation, cellular component: mitochondrion; cytosol. Gene Ontology annotation, molecular function: 4 iron, 4 sulfur cluster binding; tRNA-2-methylthio-N(6)-dimethylallyladenosine(37) synthase activity. The transcript is spliced from 3 exons. Lineage: Eukaryota; Viridiplantae; Streptophyta; Magnoliopsida; Fabales; Fabaceae.
AAUGAUGUGUUGCUGCUGUUAUGGUAUUGUCACCGCACGGACCCUAUCCAGCCCGAUAACAUUCUCAUCGCCGGUGUUGUUUCGAUGAUGUGAGUUUCGUUUCAGUUCAAUUCUUUCACAGAAUCAGCAAAAUGAUGGCUUCCGCUUUAUCCGCUAUCAUCAACCAACCUCACACUGCUCAACGCUUCAAGCUUCAUUCUCCAUCUUCGUUCACCACUCUCACAUUCUUCAAACACAAAUUCAAACCUUCAUCUCCGCGUCCUCUUCAUCUCAUCACUACUUCUAGAACUUUCUCAGUUUCCAACAAAUCGGAAGAACCCUCGCUUCGUCACUUCAUCGCUCGAGCUUCUCUCACCGCUUCUCAACUUCAACCACAUGUUGUGGCGGAUACUGAAGUAUCUUCAACUGGUAGAAUCUAUCAUGAGACCUAUGGAUGUCAAAUGAAUGUUAAUGAUAUGGAGAUUGUUCUAUCUAUAAUGCAAAAUGCUGGCUAUAAUGAAAUUGUGACUGUUCCGGAGAAUGCGGAGAUAAUAUUCAUUAACACUUGUGCUAUAAGAGAAAAUGCAGAACUCAAAGUGUGGCAGAGGCUUAAUUACUUUUGGUUUCUUAAGAGGAAUUGGAAGGCCAAUGUUGCUACGGGGAGGUCGCAGUCUUUGCGUCCUCCGAAGGUGGUUGUUUUGGGAUGUAUGGCAGAGAGGUUAAAGGAGAAGAUACUUGAUGCGGAUAAAAUGGUUGAUGUUGUAUGCGGGCCGGAUGCGUAUAGGGAUUUGCCGAGGUUGUUGGAGGAAGUUGAGUAUGGACAGAAAGGGAUUAAUACUCUUCUUUCGCUUGAGGAGACUUAUGCUGAUAUUAAUCCGGUUAGGGUUUCUAAGAAUUCGAUUAGUGCUUUUGUUUCGAUUAUGAGGGGGUGUAACAAUAUGUGUUCAUUUUGUAUUGUACCUUUUACGAGAGGCAGAGAGCGGUCACGUCCUGUGGAUUCCAUUGUGAGAGAGGUGGCGGAGCUUUGGAAAGAGGGUGUGAAAGAAGUGACGCUUCUUGGGCAGAAUGUGAACAGCUAUAAUGAUGCAUCUGUGGUUGAAAAAGAGGCUGAAUCAGGGUCUAAUUGGAAACUUAGUGAAGGAUUUUCCAGCAUAUCGAAAGUCAGAACCACAGGCUUAAGGUUUGCUGAUCUGUUGGAUAGACUCUCGUUGGAAUUUCCUGAAAUGCGAUUCAGAUUCACAUCUCCGCACCCUAAAGAUUUUCCGGAUGAACUGCUUUAUCUGAUGCGUGAAAGACAUAAUAUAUGCAAAUUGAUACAUUUACCUGCACAAUCAGGAAGUAGCAAAAUGAUUGAGAGAAUGAGGCGUGGAUAUACUCGAGAGGCUUACUUGAGUCUCGUGCAAAAAAUUCGAAAUAUUAUUCCAGAUGUGGCCCUGAGUAGUGAUUUCAUUUGUGGUUUUUGUGGAGAAACAGAGGAGGAUCAUUCUGACACAUUGAGUCUUGUAAAAGAAGUUGGUUAUGAUAUGGCAUACAUGUUUGCUUAUAGUAUGAGAGAGAAAACUCAUGCCCACAGAAACUAUGUCAAUGAUGUUCCCGAGGAAACUAAGCAGAGGAGGCUAACUGAACUUAUUGAGACUUUCCGUGAGAGCACAGGAAAGUGUUACGACGAGCAGGUUGGAACUACACAGCUUGUGUUAGUUGAAGGACCGAACAAAAGAGCUCCAGAUACUGAACUUAUAGGUAAGAGUGACAAGGGCCAUCGGGUAUUAUUUGUCAAUCUGCCAAUCUCAGACAGGGAAGAUGUUAAUACAAAGAGAAAUCCUGUGGUUGGCGAUUAUGUUGAAGUCCGGAUAACAAGAUCUUCAAGGGCAUCGCUCUUUGGCGAUGCACUUGCUAUUACUAAAUUGAGUUCAUUUUACAAUAAUCUGGAAAAAGAAGCUGUUGCCUGCAGCAUGUAAAAGUAAAACCUUGCUGCAUAAACAGUUUGCAGUCGCAAGUUUUGGAUAUAAUCAUCGGAAAUUGCUUUAUCCCCUUGCGUUGAUGACUAAGUCGCAGUUUAUGGGAAAAAGGAUGCUACUACGCAAGAAGUGAGAUUAUGCAUUUACCCGCAAAAAUGGUUCGAGUCUGCAUCAAACUAUACACUGUACCUGCAAUGUAACAUUAAAACCAAAUAGCCUAGGGGAGGAUUGCUGUGAUUUUUGUCUGUAAACAUAUAACUGGGCUUUGAUGGAGCACAUGGAAUAUUUAAUGUGGCCUUUGAAAAAUCAUAUCAAUUUGUUACCAAAAUUCUUAGGAAUCUAAUGUUAUCAUUCAAUAAACUUUCUUAUUGAGCAGCUUAUAA